CACAGUUCAAGUACUGAACGGACGCCCAAGGACAAGUCAAACCCACUCGCUGACUUGCUUGCUAGACCGCCGCUGAUCAAUAUCUAGUUAAAGGAUGUCAGAUGACCAUGUUAGUUAUAGAAAUUUAGUCUGAACUCACGCGCCGGUCGCUGCCCCGAGACAUCAGGGCCGCUGGGACACUCGUUUUGUGCCCAGAGGCCCCUGGAUCACUCCACAAGGAUGCUGCAGCAUAGAAAUUUCCCCGGGACCUGGAUUGUGGGGGCGAAGCAGCGACAGAUACUGGGGCUAUCCGACGCUUCAAUUCAUGACUACGCUCGUCGGAGAACUGCUCGCUCGCGGCUUGCAGUUGUUGCUGGGAAGUUCACAGUUAAUGUCGCUGGGUUAAAUGGAGCGAGCAGACAGGCAAUCCAGACCAUUCCUGCACCUCAGCCAGUUCUGACCCCGACGCCCUUCCUGGGCGGCAUGCUGCCUUACCUGGCGGGAGGCAUGCUUGCGCUGACCGGAGCUGCGGCGCUUGUUAAGGGCGUGCUGGACCGGCGCAGGGCCAGCGAGGCGGGUGCCGGCAAGCCGGCUGAGUCUGCGGACGCCGCUCUGGCCACCGCCUCAGCCGCCGCUGCGGAGCUCAAGCAGAUGAGCAGCAAGGUGCAGGAGGCGGCGGCAACGGCGCAGAGCAUCCAGGAGCGCGUGACGGAGGAAGCCGCGGCGGCGGCGCAGCGGCAGCAGCAGCUAGAGCAGGAGCAGGCGCGGGCCGCCCAGGCGGCCGAGGAGCUGCAGGCGGAGAUCCGCGCCAAGGAGCGGGAGCUGCAGCAGCUGCGGGUGGCGUCGCCGGCAGCGGCAGCCGCGGUGGAGGCGGGGGCGCGGCAGGAGCUCAAGGAGUCCCAACGCAAGUCCGAGCUGCUGGAGGCGAUGGUGGGCGCGCUGCGAGAGCGGCUGAAGCGCGAGGAGGACAGGAACACCGUGCUGGCAGUUGAGGUGCAGGAGGGCCGUGUGGAGCUGGCACGUGCCGAGGUGGAGCGGCGCGAGCUGCUGGCGCGCGUGGACGACCUGCGGGCCGAGCUGGCGGACACGCAGGAGCAGCUGGCGGCGGCGCUGUCGCACGCCACGCGGCUAGAGGCGCGGGUGGCGGCGCUGGUGGUGGAGAACGCCGACCUGGAGGCGCGCGUGGGCGGGCUGGAGGCGGCGCUGGCGGGCCGGGCCGACGAAGCGGGGGCGGUGUCGGCGGCGGCGGACGAGCGCAUUCGAACGCUGCAAGCCGCUGCCGAUGAGGACCGCCUGGCCCUGGCUCGGCUGCAGGGAAAGCUAGCGGAGCGAGAGGCGCAGCUGCAGUCGGCGUCAGAGACCGAGGCGGAGUUGCAGCAGGCGGUUGAGGCAGCCAAGGCGGCGGCGCAAGAGAUGGCGGCUGUGCUACGGCACCGGGACGCCGACGUGCAGUUGCUGCGGGAGCAGCUGCAGACGGCCGGUACCAGCGAGGAGCUCGCGGCGCUGAGGAAGCAGCUGUCUGAGCUGCAGAAGCAGCGGGACGGGCUGCAGGCGGCGCGGCACGCAGAGCUGACGGCGCUGCGGGACCGGGUGCGGGCGGCGGAGGAGGACAACAGCCGGGACCUGAAGCAGCUCAAAGAAAAGCUGGCGGAGGCGGAGGCGGAGCGGGACGCCCAGGUGGCCAACCUGCGCGCGGCGCUGGAGGAGACGGCGCGGCAGGCGGCGGCGCUGAGCGAUGCCAGCCGGGAGGAGGGGCGCGCGGAGGCGGAGGAGGAGCUAGAGGAGCUGCGGGGGCAGCUGCAGGAGGCGAAGCUCAAGGCGGAGCAGGCCUCUGCCCGGCGCGUGGCGGAGGUGUCUGAGCUGCGCUCCAGCCUGGAGGUGUCGCUGAGGGAGGCGCGUGGCGAGGCGCUGGCGGCGCGGGAGGCGCUGGCGGCGGUGAAGCAGCAGCUGGACGGACUGCUCAGUGAGGAGUGGGUGGAGGCCUUGGAGGAGGAGCUGCGUCAGUCGGUGCAGCCCGGCUACACGCCCGUGGCCAAGCCGCUGCCCCUCAGCCCCGAGCUGACAGAGGCCAUGAAGAGUCUGGAGGCUCGCGAGUCACGGCUGCAGGAGCAGCUGGAGUCGCUGCAGCGCGAGCUGGCGGAGCUGCAGUCGGCGGCGGUGGCGCGGCUGGGGCCUGCGCUGGUGGCGCGGGCGCAGGAGCUGGAGGGCGCCGCCGCCAAGUGCCGCCAGGUCAUGCGCGCGCGCGAGGCUGUGAAGGACGAGCCGGGUAUGACGCGGGUGGUGCAGCAGCUGGCGGCGCUCACGUCGGAGCUGGGCUCGUUGUACCGCACCGUCAUGACGCCGGAGCAGCGCAGCCGGGAGCGCGCCGUGCGGGCAGAGCUGCAGGACCGGGAGACGGAGAUGCGGGGCGUGGUGGAGCAGCGCAUAAAGCUCGAGCAGCAGCGCGAGCUGGAGGAGGCGGACGCGGAGGAAAAGCGCAAGAAGGCCAAGGCCGCGGCUCACGGCCCCGGGCAGGACGCGCUGCGGCAGCUGGUGCAGGGCCGGGUGCGGCAGCUGCUGCGGGAGCGGGAGGCGCAGAUGCAGCAGCAGGCCAGGGCGCGGGAGGCGCAGCUGCAGGCCCAGCUGGAUGCCGUCAUGGUCAACAGCAGCGACGCCCAGCGCCGUGAGCUCAAGGUCUCGCAGGAAGCGGUGGCGGCGCAGGUCCGGCACCUGGAGACGUCCUGGAAGGCUCAGCUGGAGGCGAGCAACCGGGCGCUGCAGGAGGCUGCGGCGGACAAGAACAGGCUGGCGGCGGAGGCGACUUUGUCCACGACGCAGGUCCGGCAGCAGCUGUCGGAGCUGGACUCGCUGCGGUCGGAGCUGUCGGCGGCGCAGUCGGCGGUGGCGGCGCUGCGGCGCGCGGCCGAGAGCUCCAAACAGGCGGCGGCGCAGCAGAGCGCGGGCGCGGCGUCCGAGGUGUCCCAACUCAAGGCGCAGGUGGCGAGGCUGGAGCAGGCGCUGCAGGAGCGCGAGCGGCAGUACGCCGCCACGCAGCCGCGGCAGUCGCCGCCCACCACCUCCUUCGUCGCGAACCCGGCGGCGGCGGCCGCGGGGCCGCUGCGGCCCCCAGCCAACGCCCCACUGACGCCGCUGCGCACCGCGCCGCCGGUGCCUCCUGCGCCGCGCCCAACACAACAGGCGCAGCCACAGGCGCCGCGCGCGGUGUCGCAAGCGCCUCCAAUGCCUCCAGGGCCGCCUCGCCCAGUGCAGCAGCAGGCACCGCCACAGCGACCUCCGCCUCCGCCCGUGCAGCGCCCGCCUCCCGCACGCCCCACGCCCACAGCUGCCACGCAGCUGCCCACGCCGCCCUCGCUCCCGCGGAGGCCGAUGCCGCCAACCUCAACGCCGAUGCCGCAGCAGCAAGCAGGCAGUUCGGGACCGCGGCCGGCCCCUUCUACUCAGCCCGCAGCAGCCACACCCAAGCCUCGCCCGCCGCAGCCACCGCCACCGCAACUGCAGUCGCAGCAGCAGGCUGCAUCGGGCGGCGAUUUCGCGCCCGGCAGCGCCAACAGCAACGGCGCCAGCCACAAACCAAUCACGCCCCUGCGCUCCGACUGGCCCAGCCAAUACGCUGCUACCGCCCCCGGCAGCGGCGGCAGUAGCAGCGGCAUGGGCUCGGGCAGCGACGCCGCGGCGGCAGUGGGCGCUUUGGGCUCUGCCAUUGCGGCGGCAGCGGCGCAGGUGGCGGCUGGGGCGUCUGCUACUCCUGGUGCUGCUGGCGGGCUGGUGGGUGGCGCGGGCAGCAGCCCUGGACUGGUUGGGGCCGUGACGCAGACACUCGCGGAGGUGGCGAGCGCUGUGGCGGGCGAAGUGGCAGUAGGUCUGGUGGGCGCGAUUGCGGCUGCGGCGGGGCCUCCCGCGCAGGCGCCAUCAGGGGGUGCCUCCUCGUCUUUUGGGGCGAGCAGCCCUCCUGCUCCUGCUGGCACCAACGGCGCCCCUGACUCGGCGCGGCCUCGCCAGCAGCCGCAGCAGCAGCAGCCGACGUCCCGUGGCGUCACCUCCGCGGCGGCGUGGGGACAGAAGCCACCGGCGCCACCUGAGGCCACGGCGCCCACUGGUGCCACCCCUCCAAUCGCUUCUACCAGCGCCACAAGCGCUUCUGUUGCUGGCGGCGCCGGCUUCAGCGGGCAGGCGGACGGCGACGGUGGCGACGUGCGGACCAUCUGGUCCAAAAUCCUGACCAGCCCCAAAGAUGUACCGCCGCCGCAGCCCUCCUCGCCCUCCUGGCCGCCGCCGCAGCCACCACAGCCGCCACAGCCGGGCCCGGACCUGCCGCAAAUUCAGCUCCGCCCCGAAUUUUCCAAGCCUGGCGCGGCGGCAGCUCCGGCGGCUCCUGUCGCGCCCUCUGCGCCCAGCAGCGGCGAUGUCGGCGCCAGUGGAAGCAGCAACGGGGCUGCUGAAGCAGACCCCUGGGCGCGCUCCUCCGCGCCCAAGAGCAGUACCAGCAGCAGCAGCAGCUCAACCGCAGGGCGGCCAGCCCCGGGGCCCUCCGUGUCGCCGCCGCCCUCCACGUCCACCUUCGCACAAGCACCCGGAGGCAGCUCUGACGCCGCAAUCCUCAACACCAUCGCGGACCUGAAAUCCGCCACAGCGCGUCUGGACCAGCAGGCAUCUGCUGCUGCGAAGCAACCGCCGCCGCAACUGCCGCCGCCGCAGGCGGCUCCGCAGCAAGAGCAGCAGUGGCAGCAGCCUCUGACGCCGCUGGCGGCGGCGCCGCCACAGAGCGCCUAUCUGAGCGACUUCCGGAGGCCGUUACCGCCGCAGCAUCCCGCCUCUGACGCCGCCUCGCCGGCCUCCGCCGGCGACGACGACGACGAUGAUGGCUACAUCGACAACGGCGCGCCCACGCCCAGCAGCAGCAGCAGCACUUCUAGCAGUAGCGCUAGCAGCGGGGGCGGCGCGGGUGCUCGCCGCGCGCCGCCAGCAGUGCCGGUGGUGGAGACCUGGAAGCAGCGGACAACCGGAAUGCCGCUCAUGCAGCAACCUUCAUCGGCGGCUGCGCCGCCGUCGGCCAAGCCGCCGCAGCCCAGCCCGCCGCCGGUGGUGCCUCCCAAGGGGUCGCGACAGGAGCCGUUGCUGCCACAGGCACAGGCACCGCCAGGCAAGGUUCCGGAGCCGCCGCCGCUGACGCCGUCGCGGCCGGCUGCGGUCCCGUCCUCCUCCUCCGCUGCUGCUGACGCCGCGCAGCAGCCAGUCAGGUCGCCUUCGCCACAGCGGCCGGCCCCGGCAAAGCCGGCCGCGCCCAAGCGCCCUUCAGCUGCAGAGGCAGCGAUGGCGGCUGCCGCCAACGCGCCGGCUGUAGCGAAGCGCGCCGCCGCGGCCAUGCCGCCACCCGCCAAGGCCCCUGCCGGCUUCAGCACCCCGCCCAUCUCUGAAUGGGGCAGGCCCAAGCCAGCGCCCGAGGGCCAGGACACCGCCGCCGUCCCUGCAGGCGCUGCAAUCGCUGCAGCCGCCGCUCCCAGCGGCAGCACAGCCGCGGCCACGUCAGCAGCAACCAGUAGCAGUGGUAGUGGCGCCGCCGCUGCGGGCAGCGCUCCCGUCUCCCCCGUCGACAGCGCCUUCCUGUCUCAGGACGAGCUGGGUGCAGAGAUUGCAGCCAUCACCCAAUCCAUCGUACAGCGCGCGGGCGCCCGCGGCGUGGACAUCACGCGACCGGGCACAGCCGCCGCCAAGGUGCCUUUACCCGCGGCAGCGGGCCCCACCACCACCACGCCCGGACCGCUCGCCGUGGUGCCGUCCGCGGCGGCCGCCGCUUCCCGCCGCCUGCAGCUGUCCGUGUCUGGCUAUGUGCUGCCGCAGCUGGGCAAGGAGAACGGCAGCGAGGACGCCUGGUUCAGCGUGACGCCGCUGGGCGGCACCGCCACCAACGGCGUGGUGUCUGCGGGCGCGCAGCCGGCGGGCACGGUGUCGGCGCUGGGCGUGGCGGACGGCGUGGGCGGCUGGGCGCAGGCCAAUGUGGACCCGGGGCAGUACAGCCGCGAGAUGAUGGCGGCGGUGGCGCGCGCGGUGGAGGGCAAGACCAGCGUGUCAGACCCGCGUGACCUGCUGGCGGCGGCUCAGUCGGCCGUUCGCACCGUGGGCAGCAGCACUGCAUGUUUCGCGGUGCUGGACGGCAGUCGCGCGCUGCUGUCCAUCGCCAACCUGGGCGACAGCGGCUGCCGCGUGGUGCGGCGCGGCGCGCUGGUGCUGGCCACCAGCCCGCAGGAGCACACCUUCAACAUGCCCUACCAGCUGGCGCACCCUGACAACCUGCCCGACACGGACACAGCCGAGGACGCGCAGGUGUACCAGCUGGCGCUGGAGCCGGGUGACGUCAUCAUCAUGGGCACGGACGGGCUGUACGACAACAUGUGGGACGAGCAGAUCGUGGCGCUUGCCACCGGCGCCGUCACCGCCCUGGGGCCCGCGCUGGGCGUGACGGCGGGCAUGGCGGCGGCCGCCACCGCGCAGCCGGCGGCUCAGCAGCUGGCGGCCACGCUGGCCAACACGGCGUUCCGGCACGCGCAGGACCCGUCCUUCCGCUCGCCCUGGGCCGUGGAGCUGGCGAAUCAGCCCGACGCCACGUGGCUGCAGCGUCUGUUCCCGCGCGGCGGCAAGAUGGAUGACAUCACAGUGGUGGUGGCGGUGGUGACGUUGGCAACAGUGUACCAAGAGUAGGAUUCAUGCUAGCAGGUCACACAGCAUCGUCGUGAACUGGGUAGUUAGUGUUGCAUGCUUGUCAACUGGAGAGGGUGCUAUGAACAGGUCUGGUCGCAGGGAGUGUCAGCGCGGAGAGAGGCCAUCCAGAGAUGGAGAGCGUAGUAUGCGCCAGCACCGCGCAUGUGGCAGCAGAGAGGGUGCGGGACCUUGUAGGUGCAUUAUGCACCACGCACUGGCCUGGAUGCGGAACUGCAAGACUGUAAUGGAGGUUGUGC
This is a messenger RNA of Chlamydomonas reinhardtii, 6932 nucleotides long. RefSeq lists its product as uncharacterized. NCBI's taxonomy places the organism in Eukaryota, Viridiplantae, Chlorophyta, Chlorophyceae, Chlamydomonadales, Chlamydomonadaceae. The coding region runs from base 220 to 6675 and encodes 2151 amino acids. The transcript has 26 exons. The record is from RefSeq and is a predicted model, not a curated record.